Messenger RNA from Parnassius apollo (apollo), 3780 nucleotides. The record is from the annotation of a GenBank genome assembly. Lineage: Eukaryota; Metazoa; Arthropoda; Insecta; Lepidoptera; Papilionidae.
AUGGAUUCAUUUGAAGAGGCUAAAUCUGUUAAAAAAAAUAUUGCACUAGAACUAGAAAAAGAAACAAGUAAGGAUAUCAAAGGUAUUUCUAAGCCAAGGGACCAAAGUGACGUAGCUGAUAAUGUGUUUACAUCAAUGUCACAUCAAAGUAGUUUUGUUCCAGAUGUAAAUGGAUCUCAAACAAUAUGUUUUGAGUCAUCACAGAACGAUGAUUGUGAAGGAAAAAAAUAUCGACUAAAUGAUAAUUAUUCACAGAAUGACAGUAUUGGUAUUGCAAGUGGUGAUAAUCAAAAGUUAAUAAAUAAUAUAUCCAGCAAGAAAUUCCAUGAUGUUGAUAUACCUAGUACUAGUAAAGUGGAAUCAAAAGAAUGUGAAAAUGGUUUAGAUGUUAAUGAAGACCAAAAUACAUGUCAAAACAACAAACUGUGUUUAGAUAAAGUGGGAAAUGGAACUAGUAACAUCAUUGUUAAUAAUGGUCCUUCAACAAGUGGUACAAGUAAAUCCUUUGAAAAUGCUGAAAGCACUGGUUUUAAGGAAAACAGGAAAAGGCCAUCUACACUUAAAAUAAGUAGACCAAACAUUGAUGCUGAUGAUAGUUCCAGUGAUACUGGAAAUGAUGAUUAUUCAUUGGGUUCAGAAGAUGGUUGUAUUUACACAUAUAGAGGUGGUGAGCAUUUGGCAGAUCUGCCAAGCUCAUUUUUUAGUCUUGAUAUGGGAUUGCCAUUAGAUAGACAUUUGCCAUUACUUCCUAACUAUCCAGUUGCUCAGCAGGGAGCACCUAAUGCUAGGGAACAAGGCUCAAGAGCAUCAAGUCCUGAUAUGGACUUUUUAGAAAUGGAUUUUGAUCCAGGGCCUUCUUGUGAGGUUGAUACUGGUGAUGAAUCAACUCCUGAUGCAGAUUUGGAUGCUGGCAAUUGUAUGCCUGAAGAGAAUGAACCAGCUAUUAGGGGAACAACACCCGAGUAUUUACCUGGAGUGAUGCAUAAUUCUCAACCUUCUGUGUCGACUAGUUCAGCUAACCUUAAUGAUCCAGAACCACAUUAUUUUAAUGUGCCAUCAACAAGUCAUGCUUUAGAUAUGUCCCAAAGUAACAUUCAAGAAGAAGUUUCAACUCACCAAGCAUAUGGGCCAUAUAUUACACACACAAAUUUUAGAGGUGAACAGUUUUUAGUGAAACGGACAAUGUCUAGUUUGCCAAGUAUUUCCUCUUCUAGCCUACAUGUGUCAAAUGGAGAUUUGGUGUCUCCAAGGGAGGUAUUGAACUAUGAAGAGGAACAGCAAGAUGGGCCACAUACAUUCCAAAUAAAUCAAGGUGAAAGACCAGCGUUUGAUUCAACCAAUUUAUCAUCAGCAUUAUAUCACAUCACUAUGGCAAAGAGGUUAAUGAUUGAAAAGACUUGUUCUGAUGUGGAGAGUCACGAUGAUGCUAAUAUUAAUCAAGAACAUGGUGCAUCAUCUAGUAAUGAAUGUGAUAGUGGAUAUGUGCAACCUCCACGGUGCAUGGUUUGGUCAGAACGUGAAGCUUGCGAGCGGCAGGUCACACAAAUAGGCACAUCUGCUUGUGGUGCCACAGCAGUUGUCAACGUUUUUAUUGCAUUAGGCGUGCCCGUAAAUAUUGAAAAAAUUAAUGCUGCUGUAGGCACAAGACAAAGAGCUAACAAUGCACCUUUGCCUAGGUAUUUAUUAUCGCGUGCUGUAGCGGGCUGUACUGCUGCAGAUUUAGUAAAUGGUAUUCAAAGGGCUUCUGAUGGACUAGUAACAGCUCGGUUCUUUCCCAUGUAUCCUGAACGGGCUGUUUCAUUGUCCCAUUGGCUAGCUGAUUGGAUAUCUCUUGGCGCUGUACCUAUACUCACUCUAAAUUUACAAGUGGGAUGUGAUGGUGAGAUUCCCGAUGCCUGGCAUCAUCAGAUGGUGUUCGGUGUAUCCCCACGUGGAGUUUACCUUUGUAAUCCCGUGGAGUGCGUACCAGAGACCACAUUGUGGCCACGGCUCACUUCGCCUUCUGUCUUGUUAGUACGGACAAGGGAUAUACUGACAAGGUUUACUACCAACACGGAUUUGACCCCACUCAUGGCUGUACCAGAUCGAAGAUUCCAUACUUUUAAUGUCCUUGGCCAGGUGGUGAACGUGAUUCGCGAAUGGCGCGCGCGUGGGUGGGCGGAGCGCGGCGGGCGGGCGCAGCAUGUCCGCGUGCCCGCCUCGUACCGCGCCGGCGUCACCGUGGCCGCGCUCACCGGCUCCGAGGCGCACCGUCGCCUCGUACACGCCGCGCUUCCUCCACCCGUGCUUCAGUGCAACGCUCAGUACGUAUUGAGUACCGUCUCACGGCCGCCCGCGCUUCAGUGCACCGCCCGUGCAGCGCCCGGUACGUACAUACUUACAGCCGCCCGCGCUUCAGUGCAGCGCCCCGUACGUACAGACUUACAGCCGCCCGCGCUUCAGUGUAACGCCCAGUGCGUACUGAGCACCGUCUCACGGCUGCCCGCGCUUCAGUGCAGCGCCCGGUACGUACAUACUUACAGCCGCCCGCGCUUCAGUGCAGCGCCCGGUACGUACAUACUUACAGCCGCCCGCGCUUCAAUGCUGCGCCCGGUACGUACAGACUUACAGCCGCCCGCGCUUGUGCAACGCCCAGUACGUACUGAGCACCGUCCCUCGGCCCGGACCUCGCGCCUUCGUGCAGCGCCCGGUACGUACAUACUUACAGCCGCCCGCGCUUCAGUGCAGCGCCCGGUACGUACAUACUUACAGCCGCCCGCGCUUCAAUGCUGCGCCCGACUUAAAGCCGCCCGCACUUCAGUGCAGCGCCCGGAAUGUACAGACUUACAGUCGCCCGCGCUUCAGUGCAGUGUCUGGUACGUACAAACUUACAGCCGCCCGCACUUCAGUGCAGCGCCCGGAAUGUACAGACUUACAAUCGCCCGCGCUUCAGUGCAGUGCCUGGUACGUACAAACUUACAGCCGCCCGCGCUUCAGUGUAACGCCCAGUGCGUACUGAGCACCGUCUCACGGCCGCCCGCCCUUCAGUGCUGCGCCCGGUACGUACAGACUGACAGCCGCCCGUGCUUCAGUGCAGCGCCCGGUACGUACAGACUCACAGCCGCCCGCGCUUCAGUGCACCGCCCAGUACGUACUGAGCACCGUCUCACGGCUGUCCGCGCUUCUGUGCAGCGGCCGGUACGUACAUACUUACAGCCGCCCGCGCUUCAGUGCAGCGCCCGGUACGUACAGGCUUACAGCCGCCCGCGCUUCAGUGCAGCGCCCGUGCAGCGCCCGGUACGUACAGACUCACAGCCGCCCGCGUUUCAGUGUAACGCCCAGUGCGUACUGAGCACCGUCUCACGGCUGCCCGCGCUUCAGUGCAGCGCCCGGUACGUACAUACUUACAGCCGCCCGCGCUUCAGUGCAGCGCCCGGUACGUACGGUCUUACAGCCGCCCGCGCUUCAGUGCUGCGCCCGGUACGUACAGACUUACAGCCGCCCGCGCUUCAGUGUAACGCCCAGUGCGUACUGAGCACCGUCUCACGGCCGCCCGCGCUUCAGUGCUGCGCCCGGUACGUACAGACUGACAGCCGCCCGAGCUUCAGUGCAGCGCCCGGUACGUACAGACGCACAGCCGCCCGCGCUUCAGUGCAACGCCCAGUACGUACUGAGCACCGUCUCACGGCUGCCAGCACUUCAGUGCAGCGCCCGGUACGUACAUACCCCCCUUACAGCCGCCCGCGCUUCAGUGCAGCGCCCGGUAUGUACAGACUCACAGCCGCCCGCGCUUCAGUGUAA